Molecule: messenger RNA, 1959 nt
Organism: Oldenlandia corymbosa var. corymbosa
Lineage: Eukaryota; Viridiplantae; Streptophyta; Magnoliopsida; Gentianales; Rubiaceae
Source: the annotation of a GenBank genome assembly
AUGGACAUUGCCGGGGGAAAGAUUAAUAUUCACGUGCUAAUGGCUCUUGCAGCCUUUGCAUCAGUUUUCAUGGGAAAUUUCUUAGAAGGAGGCUUGCUGCUUGCAAUGUUUAAUUUGGCUCAUAUAGCUGAGGAAUAUUUUACCAGCCGGUCAAAAAUCGAUGUAAGGGAGUUGAAAGAGAAUUAUCCAGAAUUCGCUCUUGUAUUGGAUACAAAAUAUGGGAAGAAACCAAGUUUUUCAGACUUGACUUAUAAAGAAGUCCCAGUAAAUGAUCUGGAAGUUGGCUCAUACAUAUUGGUCAAAGCUGGUGAGUCUGUUCCAGUGGAUUGUGAAGUCUUUCAAGGUAGAUCAACGAUUACGACUGAGCACUUGACCGGGGAAGUGAAGCCAAUUGAAAGAGACGUUGGAGACAGCAUUCCUGGAGGAGCCAGGAAUUUGGAUGGAAUGAUGAUUUUAAGAGCGAAGAAAACAUGGAAGGAAUCUAUGCUAAACAGGAUCGUCCAAUUGACUGAAGAAGCUCAGCUAAGCAAACCUAGGCUCCAAAGGUGGCUGGAUAAGUUUGGAGAGGUCUAUAGUAAAGCAGUUGUGUUCUUGUCUCUGACAGUUGCGCUCCUUGGGCCGUUUCUUUUCAAGUGGCCAUUUUUUAGCACUUCAGCUUGCAGAGGAUCCAUUUAUAGGGCUCUGGGUCUUAUGGUGGCUGCAUCACCAUGUGCAUUAGCUGUAGCACCUCUUGCUUAUGCUACAGCUAUUAGUGCAUGUGCUAGAAAGGGAAUAUUGCUCAAAGGUGGACAUGUUUUUGAUGCUCUAGCUUCUUGCCACACCAUUGCAUUCGACAAAACUGGUACCUUGACAACUGGAGAGUUCACGUGUAAAGCAAUUGAACCCAUACAUGGACAUCUGAGUAAUGAUGAAAAACAAUUUGCUUCAUGUUGUGUCCCUAACUGUGAAAAAGAAGCCCUUGCUGUAGCUGCUGCUAUGGAGAAGGGCACCACUCAUCCGAUUGGAAGAGCGGUUGUUGAUCAUAGUACAGGACAAGAUCUUCCUUCUGUUUCAGUGGAAAGUUUUGAGAAUCUGCCUGGUAGGGGUCUAUUUGCGACGCUGUCAAGUCUGGAGCCAGGACUUGGAGGCGGUAAACCAUUGAAAGCUUCAAUCGGUUCUGUGGAAUACAUUGCUUCACUAUUUAACUCGGAUGACGAAUCGAGCAGAAUUAAGGAGGCUGCGAGUGCUUCUACUUAUGAAGGCGACUUUGUUCGAGCUGCUCUCUCCGUUAACAAUAAGAAGGUGACCCUUUUUCAUUUUGAGGAUAAGCCGCGUCCUGGAGCUUUAGAUGUUAUUCGGGUAUUGAAAGAUCAAGCAAAGAUGCGUGUGAUGAUGUUAACUGGUGACCACAAAUCGAGUGCCUGGAGAGUGGCCAAUGCUGUGGGUAUCAAUGAGGUACAUAGCAAUUUAAAGCCCGAGGACAAGUUAUAUCAUGUGACAAACAUUCCUAGAAAUACAGGAGGCGGGCUUGUAAUGGUUGGUGAUGGUAUCAAUGAUGCACCUGCCCUGGCUGCUGCCACCGUGGGUAUUGUGCUAGCUGAUCGUGCUAGUGCAGCUGCUAUUGGUGUCGCAGAUGUGCUUUUACUGCAGGACAAUAUCUCCGGUGUCCCAUUUUGUGUAGCUAAAUCACGACAAACUACUUCCUUGGUCAAGCAAAACGUUGCCCUGGCUUUGUCUAGCAUUCUGGUGGCCUCUCUUACAUCAGUUUUGGGUUUUUUACCUCUGUGGUUAACGGUGCUACUGCAUGAGGGUGGCACCCUUCUUGUUUGCCUUAAUUCAAUCCGCGCACUGAAUCCUCCGACUUGGUCAUGGAGAGAUGACAUUCAAGAGUUUGUUGACAGAUUGAGAUCGGCAUUCAUGUUCUUAAGAAGUCUAAGCACCAAUCAAAGGCAUAACACAUCUCAGCUGGCAGCAUCAUGA